AUGGAUGCAGGAGAGCACACCAAGGGCGGGAGUUCUCGAGGCCGUCUGGUGGCGAUUGGAGUUCUUGAGUGCGGAGGAAGGAAGGUGUCAGGAGUGGUGGAGGUUGGGACGUUCAAGGACCCUGGUGGAUGCCCAGUUGUGUACCACCUGAUGUUUCGUCCCACAGAUCUCGAGGAGUUAGGGGGUGUUAUGAGCCCAGAGUUUGUCAAGGCUAAUGAUAUUGAGAAGAUAGAUGAGGAUAAGGAAUACCAAGAUGAGAGUAAGUUUGUGUAUCCUCCAGGAGUAACAUUUGAAACAGUGAAGGCAGCUGAUGUAUUCCAAGUAGUGUGGAGGAAUCCCUCUGACACCUCUGAGAUUCUCCGUCGUCUCACGAUUCAUCGCAGGCCAUGUGUGAUCUGA
This is a messenger RNA of Encephalitozoon cuniculi GB-M1, 399 nucleotides long. RefSeq lists its product as uncharacterized. The coding region runs from base 1 to 399 and encodes 132 amino acids. NCBI's taxonomy places the organism in Eukaryota, Fungi, Microsporidia, Unikaryonidae. The record is from RefSeq and is marked provisional. The transcript has a single exon.